AUCACCUCCCCUGUCAGACUGUCACAAAUAACAAGCGUAGACCCAAGGCGAGGCGAGGUCUCCUCUUCGGCGCUUACUUUUGAUGUCCAGCAGAUAAAAGAUCCCCCUCCAUGCAAUAAUUUUCUCGACGAGGAGUAGGAGACGACGCCCUUUGUUCAAGGCGGCGUCAUCUUCUCUUCCCUCCCUGUCAUCCGGUCUCCUCUUUGAUUCUUCUGCUAAUCAUCAGCUGAUCCUUCCUUCUCCCCUCUCCCCUCUCCCCUCCGUGCUCCCUGCACAAUCCGUACCCUCCUCGGUCGUGCCAUUUCGUUUUGGCCCCGUCCACGUUCAAUCCCCCCAUCCGAGGCGGACAAGAACACGGCCGGCCGUUCCCUGUUCCCUAGAUCUGCGUGGCGGCGGCGAGAGGCAGAGAGGGCGCGCCCCCGCCGUCAAAACCCAAUCUUGGCGGCUGGCUGCGCGUCUUCUUCUUCUUCUUCUUCUUCUUCUUCUUCUUCUUCUUCCUGCGACCUGCCGCGGGAGAUAAGGGGAGGAGGAGGAGGAGGAGGCGGCCAGCCCAGCAAUGGUGCCGUGGGAAGGCUACGUGAGCGACGAGACCAUGGGCACCUUCGCGCCCAUCCUGCUCUACUGGGUCUACGCCGGCGGCUACCAGCUCCUCCUGCACCGCCGCCCGCUCCAGCGCUACAGGCUCCACACGCGGGCCGAGGAGGAGGACAAGAACCUCGUCGCCCUCCCCGCCGUCGUGCGCGGCGUGCUCCUGCAGCAGCUCGUGCAGGCCAUCGUCGCCAUGAUCCUCUUCAUGAUUACUUCAGAUAGUUCAACUGUUCUAGUCCAGCCAUCUAUGGUGGUUCAAUCGUUUCAGUUCCUGGUUGCAAUGCUGGUGAUGGACACAUGGCAGUAUUUCGUGCACCGCUACAUGCAUCAGAACAAAUUCCUGUAUCAACAUAUCCACUCACAACAUCACCGGCUGAUCGUUCCUUAUGCCAUCGGGGCUCUCUACAACCACCCAUUGGAGGGGCUUCUACUGGACACUUUAGGUGGUGCUAUGUCCUUCUUGGUUUCCGGUAUGACGCCAAGGACUGCCGUAUUCUUCUUCUGCUUCGCUGUGCUCAAGACGGUCGAUGAUCACUGCGGACUUUGGUUGCCAUAUAACAUCUUCCAGCACUUGUUCCAAAAUAACACGGCGUACCAUGAUAUCCACCAUCAGCUCCAAGGCACAAAGUACAAUUACUCUCAGCCGUUCUUCUCAAUAUGGGACAGAAUCCUAGGAACCCACAUGGCCUACGACCUACUGAGCCGGAAGGAAGGGGGAUUUGAAGCAAGGCCAUUGCGAGACUAGCAUCGAACUCAUUUUAGUGUACAUAACUCCAGCGACUCGGCGGGAUACGCGAUGCUCUUCCACUCCCUGGCAGCUUACAGGAGCCAUCUACACAUCUUGUAAGAUGAUGAAGGUAUUCCAGCACUCCGGGUUAUUCUCUUCUUCCACGUCUUGGUAAACUGGAGCUGUUGUGUUGUGUUCUUUUCUCCUGGAGUUAAUCUAGUUAGACCCGUUCACCUUGAAUGUGCGUGUUUAUAUACGGGUAGUCGGUUACUCGUGAGUUCUUUUUCUGGCUCUUUCAUGUGUAAAGCUGCCGUUUGAUUACAUCUCUGUGCAGAUAGUGUAUUCGCAAAUCAGUCACACUUCUGUAUGUAUCCAAUUAUUCAUGUAGCUGAAUCUUUGGGCAUGGCUAUGACCUUCAACCCCAUAUCUGGCUACCUUGGUGA
Molecule: messenger RNA, 1758 nt
Organism: Aegilops tauschii subsp. strangulata
Lineage: Eukaryota; Viridiplantae; Streptophyta; Magnoliopsida; Poales; Poaceae
Product: very-long-chain aldehyde decarbonylase GL1-9
Biological process (GO): lipid biosynthetic process
Molecular function (GO): oxidoreductase activity; iron ion binding
Source: RefSeq, a predicted model, not a curated record